Molecule: messenger RNA, 783 nt
Organism: Hydatigera taeniaeformis
Lineage: Eukaryota; Metazoa; Platyhelminthes; Cestoda; Cyclophyllidea; Taeniidae
Source: the annotation of a GenBank genome assembly
AUGCCCCUUCUGCCUUCUCUGGCGGUUUGCUUUCGCGAACUCGAUAUCGCCACGAUUCUCCUCGGUCUUCAAAGCCCACUUCAGGAACCCGCUGACUUCUGUUGGAAUGAUGAAUCUUCCCUUCUUGAAUCACCUCUGGACUCAGCUGUGAAUGCCGUUUACGAUGUUUCACGAGUGAAACACUUUGGUAGAGAAAAGUCUCCUGAUACACCACUAAAUUGGAUCACUGUCUGCUAUCUACUAAAUGAACUCAAGGUGAAAGUGGAUCAUACAUUUGGGGUCGAUCUAAAAUCUUGUGCCGGCUGGUAUGCCUUCGAACGCCUCGAUGCAAUGUCGCCGCUGUUGCGUCAUUCCUACUUUCUGACAAUCGUUCCUUGCCUUGCUAAGGUCGUGAACUCUCUAGUCUAUCAUUUCAAAGAAUGCCGCGAUGAGGACUGCGAGGAUGACCCUUUUGGUCUCAGUCGCCUGACAUUCAAUCCGCCCACUCGCAUCCUUGCUGAUUGUCUUUCUACUUCGCUUUACUGCCUUACCGCUCUCUUGACCGGUAUACUGCCCAUAGUGAGUGUUCUACGCUCCUCGGAUGUUCUGUUUUCAAAAACCUCUACUCCGUCCGAUUCAAUCUGUCUGUCUCGUCUCCGGCGGUUGGCUCAGUAUUUGGACAAUAUCGACGUCACCGAUUCCUAUCUUUGCGACAAGUAUCAGAUGCCAACCGUAUCUAUGCUUGAAGACGAUGUUCUAGGUCUUGCUACUGAUGCACCCAAGCAGCCAGAGACCGAAGAUGAA